UUCAUUGAUGAGCCGGGCAUGGGAUACAUCCCCGUCGCCGAAGACAUGCACAGCAUGGCAGACUCACUCGGAUCCGUAGAAUACAGGUGUUUGUCCGUACGAAGAAAAGUCCCGAGUAUUCAGAAGGAGGCCCAAGUUUUUGACACAGAUCAGUACCUCUCAGAUCAGUACCUCUCAGAUCAGUACCUCUCAGAUCAGUACCUCUCAGAUCAAUACCUCUCAGAUCAAUACCUCUCAAACCUCCCUUCUGAGAAGUACCUUCCAGUCCAAGUUUCCGGCCGACAGCACAGCGAGCAGUGGCGUCAAGAGUACUCGGACGUCGGUCAAGAGUACUCCGACGUCGGUCAAGAGUACUCGGACACCGGUCAAGAGCACUCGGACACCGGUCAAGAGUACUCCGACGUCGGUCAAGAGUACUCGGACAUCGGUCAAGAGUACUCCGACAGCGGUGAAGAUUACUCCGACAGCCGUGAAGAGAGCAGCGUUAGUGUGUACGGUGGCGAAGAGGACAGCGGUGGAGUUCCGAAUCGAGGUUGGUUAGGCGUGGACGGAGAUGCGGACGGUGAGACGGAUGGCGAGUUGGAACAGGAGACGCGGUAUCUGGACAUGUACACGCCGUUCAAAUGGCAGUUUUCGCCGCAGGUGGGAGAUUACCACAACUUGACGGAGGAGCAGUUCCGUGCGAAGGUGUGUGUGCACCACGACCCGCGUUGGACAAUGGCUUUCACGGACGGGCGUUGGUGUAAGAUGCUGGAUGUGGUGCCUGGGGAUGUGGUGCGUGCGAGUUUGUUGGAUGAGGGGUCGAGUAACAAGCCGUUUGGUGUGAUCAACCGUGUGAAUGUGACAGGAUUUGUGCGCGAGAGGAAGCCGGUACGGGCUGCUAGUUCGUGUGCUGGCAAGCCAAGUAUUAUGGGAUCCCGACGGAAGUAUUUCGACUACGUGGCUGACGAAAUGCCCGUCUCUAUCUCUACCUACGCAGUGAAAGAUGGUUCGCUCUCCGGUAUUUUAUUAGCACGUCAUUCGAACUAUAUUAGCUCCCGUUUGAGUAUUGAUUUUCUGAACGUGUGCUACACACCUCGGGGGGGUCAGGAACCCGUGGUUUUCGGCUAUAGCCAGCUUAUUGAUAUGGCGACAAUGCAGCCCCUGGCUGUGGCCGGUGGUGCUCGAGAAUUGACCUCUUGGAAUUAUACGAACCCCGUCACGGAGAAAUCCACGCAAUACCUUGCCUUCGUCUCCACCGAAGCGGUCGGAUCACUCACCCUCCAUGUCGGUAUGCUUCUGUACGGCUUUGCCACCAGACUUACAGGUUGCAGUACCGAACCUAGACCCGUCCAUAACCUCCUCUGGGUCGAAGCACAACGUAUACCAUUCAGCGCUGGCUGCAGCUGCAACUCCGGCUCUUGCGACUGCUCCGAUCCCGUCGAAUGCAACCGCGGCUGUAAUAAAGUCGACCAAAUCGCCGUACGCCUACCCAUACUACAAUAUGACCAAGAUGUAUUCACUGGCCUACUAGAUCAGACAUACACUGCCGUACUCGUACUCGCCUGCUCCAACGCACUCUUCUUUAAUCGCGUUCAACUACCCUUCUCCGACACACCCGAAGCAAGCAAUGCAACAUACUACGAUCAAGUCACAGACUGGGACCAACUCUGGCCCCUCCCCACAUACCUACCAGACGACCUCUUCGAUCAAGUUGGAGACGACGAGGAUCCAAGUGACAAGUUUCAAGGACGUUCGAACGGAAGAAGUGGCUCUGAAGGAGAUGCGGGGGAUAAAGGAGAUUUUGACGAAGCAGAGAGUAGUGAUGCUGAGUUCUGUUAUACAACUGAGAGCGCUGCUUUUUUCAGUGCUUCCAUCUCCUUCUCAACGUGUCCCUUCUCCGCCAACGCUCGCCUCCUCCGCUCGGACGUUCAUUCCGGUUCUGGGGCGACUACUGAGGCAACUGCUCAGACGAGGUUAAGACAUGUCCGCCCGGGCACCAACUUGGCGAAGAAGGUGGACCGGUUUUUGGCCGCGCGCUCUGGUCAGGAGUUUGCUAAUGGGUAUGCCCGGACGGGUCAAACCCGUAGUGGUCAACACCGUAGUGGUCAAACCCGUAGUGGUCAACACCGUAGUGGUCAACACCGUAGUGGUCAACACCGUAGUGGUCAACACCGUAGUGGUCAAGCACGAGGAGGCAAAGCACGUGAUGAUCGUGCACGGACCAGUCGAGAACUGACUGAUUCAUUGUCAGCGGAGUCGCCAUCUGAGGCGUCGUCUUCGACUGCAUCAUCUUCUACAUCGUCAUCGAAAUCAUCUCCUGAAUCGCUUCGGGCAAUGGGUGCUUCCCGCGUUGCUAGAUUUUUCGAGGUGUGGUCAUCGUUGAGUUUGUAUUUACGUUCGUCAAAGAGUGUUGCCGUGUUCACUCGUAAGCCUGUGUCAAAUUUAUCGAUGCAGUUUGCAUGGGUGUCUGGUGAUUACGAUGCGGUAUGGUGGAGUCAUCGUACUCCGGUACGAUUGUCUACGGGUGAUAGAGAUGAUGCUACCUUCGUGGCAUAUUGUCGUUGGCCGAGUCGUGAAGACCUAUAUUAUUAUCGCAUCCAGAAGGUGAUGGAGGGAGUGCAUUGUAAACGUCAAUAUACUGCCAUACCACAACUGCUACCUGGACCUAUGCUGCAAAUCGAUCCUGGUAUUCUCCUUCAAAUUUUUUCUAACGAUCGAAUUAUCGCAUUCAAUGCAAGCGCUGCCGAUGACACCUGGCCUCAAGCAAAAGACCCACGAAUCAUUCAACACUUCCUAGACGGACUAAUCGGAGACUCCUACCUCGUAGAUUCACACCCUACACGUAUAGUCGCUGAUGCCAGCCAACGAGAUCUCAUCUACUUCUUCGACAACAGCUGCUCCGCCAUUCGCUGGCUCAAGAUCGAUGACCCACUCUACAACGAUACCACGCCCACACGUUCAUCAAAAACACCAUCAGAACCUAAGUCAAUCGAGGCGAACUCAAUGGAACCGAACUCAACGGAACCGAACUCAACGGAAGCUACGCAAGCAAAAUCAACACUGCCGGCCCCGUCGGAUCCGCAGACAAUGGUCCGAGAGGAAAGCAGCAAUGGCGAGCUUAUUCAUGUAAGUCACAUCUUAUUCUACCCCCUGGUGGACCAGAUUGUUCCCUCGUCAUUUACCAGCGGACAUUUCCCGGAUGGGCCCAAGUUUGUUUUAUCGUCCAACUACAUUUCUAACACAGUCAAUGUAAUUAAGCGCGAAGAGGAGAACUGUAGCAUUGAGCUCGGUCCCAAGUUUAUCUUCCGAUCUCCGGGAGCCGAUAUUUUGUUGGUGGAAGACUCAGUUGAUGACGCUGGAGUGGAUUACGUGAAGAAACAGACCAGUUUCUGGACCAGCGUAUGGACUAGAGUAUGGACCCUUUGGACGGCACCCCCUCAAGAACGGAUUGGUACUUCGGGCCGCACGCCCAUUUGGGGUCGGACGACAGAUGAUACGAGUUAUAGCGACGAUGAGUACGAUGGUGUCGUUCUCAAUCCGGUGGAGGAGGAGCCAGUACGCGAUGGAGGUUGGCUACUAUUUUGGACGGAGAGAUCCCGCGGUCAGGUGUUCCGGGGAAAUGUAAUGAUGAAUUCGACUUUUAUUGGGGGAGUAAAUACGAUUCGAAGUCUGCGUGGUGUGAGUGGGAUCUCAUUCGAGUAUCUAACCUACUCUGCCAGCCGGAAAAAAUUAUAUUUAAGUUCGUCAAGCAUUGGCUGUAUCAUAGCCAUCAAGUCCAACGGCCGAGACAUGGCCGAGGUGUUCUGCAACUCCUCUUUUUCUGACGUUGUCGGCGAUCCCCGAAAGGUACUGCGACCUCGCCAAAUCUAUAUCGACGACACGUUCGGCGACAUCUACCUCAGCAGCACCCCUACGCCUAAUGUAACAGCCUUCUGGUUCGCAGCCGUCAACAUCUCCAGGGCCCUGAACGCGCAAACCGUAAACAACGCCAACUCCACCUACGACCAGCACUCCACCUACGACCAGCACUCCACCUACGACCAGCACUCCACCUACGACCAGCACUCCACCGUGUUGGCGCUCAUGGCCGGCGAGUCCGCGACCAGCGACAACCCGUUUCUGGGCCUCCCGGAAUUGGAUGUGAUUCCCGACUCGGUCAAGACCGAAAUCCGCAAGCUGGCGAAUAUGACACUCGCCGAGGCGGAGACGUAUUAUUUGAAGCCAGCAGGCAACGUCUACCGCCGGCUGCCGUUCGCCUCCAUCUACUCACGGUGGGGCGAGGCGUUUAAUGUGGCUAGCACCAUUUGGGUACUGAAGGAGAGGCCAGACCUGCUUUCCUUAAUGAACAACCCUGUCCCCUUCUACACCAACCCCGGGGCUAUCAUCACGCACAUCUACGGGGAUUCUGGCUACCUCGUCAUGGUCGAGCGCGCGCUGAAAAUCAAAAAUAGAACCAACAGCACGCGUGUGCGGGUGUCAGACCUCGACCGCGCCACCUCGUAUGCGUCCUCCACCUAUUACCGGAUCAUCCGAGUCCCGCUCCUCGCCGACCCGCCACAAGUCAAUGCCGUCCCGGUCAGGGUCCGCACUCCGUCCGAAGCAGAAAUCUUGGUCGACUGGACGACCACGCCCCUCGGACCACUCUACGCCCCACUGGAGUCAGACUACAUAUACUACAGCAGACGCCAGGCCUCCAGCCUACCCAUUAUUGCCGGUUGGUUCGCCGUAGCGAUCCUCAUCGUACACCUGACCGGAGCGCUCGUCUACAACGUCACCGCGUACGACCCUGUCUUCCUUCCCGUCCCUUUCCCUGCACCCGUCCUGCUUGCGUUCGCCCGUCUCUCCCCCUUUGCACCCGCCCCCUUGCACUGCCUCGCUUCUGCGCUCGUUUGUGCUACCCCACGUGUGCGCUGGUCUUAA
This is a messenger RNA of Gregarina niphandrodes, 4902 nucleotides long. Its product is annotated as putative transmembrane protein. The annotation marks the transcript as partial. NCBI's taxonomy places the organism in Eukaryota, Apicomplexa, Conoidasida, Eugregarinorida, Gregarinidae. The transcript has a single exon. The record is from RefSeq and is a predicted model, not a curated record.